Molecule: messenger RNA, 1739 nt
Organism: Musca vetustissima
Lineage: Eukaryota; Metazoa; Arthropoda; Insecta; Diptera; Muscidae
Gene: Socs36E
Product: pneumococcal serine-rich repeat protein
Exons: 3
Coding region: 1-1530 (509 amino acids)
Biological process (GO): phosphatidylinositol phosphate biosynthetic process; intracellular signal transduction
Cellular component (GO): phosphatidylinositol 3-kinase complex
Molecular function (GO): 1-phosphatidylinositol-3-kinase regulator activity
Source: RefSeq, a predicted model, not a curated record
AUGGAUGCUGCAAACAGAGAACGGCUGGAACGUUUAAGUGAAGAUGAGAUAGUUGAGGAAACAUCUGGAGAUGUUGUUGAAUAUUGUGAAGUAUUAGAAAGUGAAUUUCAACCCAUGGUGGCGGCAGUUGCCAGCAGCAAUAGCAGUGGGCCACAGAUAACUGAAGAAUCUGAACUCGAAUCAAAUGUCUGCUGUCGACGUAAAUCCAAAUCAUUGGCCAAUAAUGCAAGUGGCAGCUCCGCGAGUAGUACCACAAAACGUCGUUGCCGCAAAUGUAGUUGUCGUGAUGCAAUCCGUCGUAUAUUGGAUCCCUCCCUCUCACGGUCAUCGAAUAAAGCCCAAAAGCAACUGCAACAACAGCAGCAGCAAUUAGAAAGGGAACAAAAAGCACAAAGAACAAUUGUUGAAAGACAUUCCAUACCCAAUUUACCCAGUAAUCGUAUCGUAAAUGCCCUGCAAAGAAAUUCAAUGCAUUCCACAGGAACUUCGGCUACUGCUGCAGCUGCCGCCCUGGUAAUACCAGCUGUAACGACCGCCACCACAACGGCGGCGGCCGGUUGGAAUACAACAGCUGCAGGCACAAAUGGUAGUGAUGUCAUAAUACCGCUUACCACCACCCCAUCACAAUUUGUUGUGGUCCAGUGUGCUAUUGUGAAUCCUGCAACAACGGCCGUUACUUCAGCGACAUUACCCGCCAAUAGCAUUAUAUCCAUUACGCAGAAUCCUGUCACAGUUGCUGCAACAUCAUCAUCUGUUCCAUCAUCUACCACAUCUUCCUCCACCGCAGCCAAGAAUAAUGAUUUAAAGGUUCAAGUUCCUUAUAGCCAGUGUGCGCUACGAAAUCCAGUAAAAAGUUCCACAGCGCCAACAACUGGUGUACCCGCCACAGCAACAACAUAUCAUGCUCCUCCCUCGGGUACUGCUACUAGCAGCAGCAGCAGUAGUAGUAGUGCCACUGUUCCUGCGACUGUUACAAAUGGCCCCAUUGUCCAUUCCCAAGUUGAUUUUGUACACUAUUUGGUACCCGAUUUGGAACGUAUUACCAAUUCCAGUUUCUAUUGGGGUAAAAUGGAUCGCUACGAGGCUGAACGUCUGUUGGAGGGCAAAGAAGAGGGUACAUUCCUGCUAAGAGAUUCAGCACAAGAGGAAUUUUUGUUUUCGGUAACAUUUCGAAAAUAUGGCAGAUCAUUGCAUGCACGUAUUGAACAAAGUGGUCAUCGUUUUAGUUUUGAUUGCCAUGAUCCUGGAGUUUUUACAGCCAGUACCGUUACCGGUCUAUUGGAACACUACAAGGAUCCGGCAUGCGUCAUGUUCUUUGAACCCAUGCUAACCAUCCCAUUGCAUCGUAAAAAUUGCUUUUCACUGCAGCAAUUAUGUCGUGCCACAAUUGUCUCGAACACCACCUAUGAUGGCAUCAAUGAACUGGAAUUGCCAGUACGCCUAAAAUCCUAUCUAAAGGAAUAUCAUUACAAGCAAAAGCUACGUGUCAAAUCAAAUGAACCCACCUAUAACAGCGUACACUGUAAAUAGUGUAGAAACAUUACGGCCAAUAUGAGCCGUGAAGAACAAGAGAUAUUACCCAUAACCACGUAUCACAAGGCAUACCAUGUUUCGCGUCAACAAUAUGAACGCGAUACAUAUCAGCAACGUUUUCUCAAAUGGUAUGAAGAGAAGAUGCGUUCUUUAGAAGAACGCAAGAAAUUGCAUAGACACAAAUGUGUGAUUUUCUAAAAAAAAAA